Messenger RNA from Stegostoma tigrinum, 5529 nucleotides. RefSeq names its product serine/threonine/tyrosine interacting protein (gene styx). Gene Ontology annotation, cellular component: nucleoplasm; cytoplasm. Gene Ontology annotation, molecular function: F-box domain binding; protein tyrosine/serine/threonine phosphatase activity. Gene Ontology annotation, biological process: regulation of ERK1 and ERK2 cascade; negative regulation of protein binding; negative regulation of SCF-dependent proteasomal ubiquitin-dependent catabolic process. Lineage: Eukaryota; Metazoa; Chordata; Chondrichthyes; Orectolobiformes; Stegostomatidae. The transcript is spliced from 11 exons. The record is from RefSeq and is a predicted model, not a curated record. Bases 4314 to 4913 code for a protein of 199 amino acids.
UUAAGAAAUAAAGGAUCAGAACUGUUCGCUGUGAAGUGGAAUAGAUGCUACUUCUGCUUUUGUAAAACGAAAAUUAAUUUUAUGGCUCCCUUGCUGGUAGUGCAAUACAUUUCCUUAACCCCUGUGUAGUGGAAUAUCAGAACAUUAAUAGACAACUUAAUGAUGUUGAGAAUUUACAUCUUCAUUUUUAAACCAGAGUGUCUUGACUUUUGUCAUGGGCCAAUUGGGAUUGCAAGAUUUCACAAGUACCGUUCACUUACUAUGGAAAUCGGAACAAUCUGCAAUGCUGAUAAAGAACAUACAUGUCAAUAGAAAGAUGAGCUUGAGCACCUGAGAUUAUCUUGUAGAAAUUAUUGAAUGUCUGUAGUGAGAGGAGAGAGACUUUGUAGCGGUUCAUACCUUUAUUAAGUACACGCUAUUUAGAGAGUAACUUUGAAGAUUAUGCUGAAAUAUAAUUCUCUAGUGGUUUCCUAUGCAUGGAGUUAAUGUUUAUUCCUGUGAUAAAUGAAAUUUUCGCUUGUUAAAGACUCUUCAAGGAAUCUCCUCACUUUUUUGUGUUGAGUCAUUUUCUCCUGAGAAAAUUUUAAUUCUCUGUGUAGCCUGUCUGUCUUGAGACUUGAAUGCAACGCCUGUAGAGUGAGGCUGUGAUUUAAUGUGAAUUAACGCUGCAGGAUGCUUUGCAUCUCAUAUUUUUAAAAAAAGACUUAUUGAAUGACUGUUUGCGAAGUAGUGUUUAUUUUCAUCUUUUUUCUACAGUCUUAGAAGCUGUAUUGAUGUCACUGAUCAUCCUGCAACUGGUUAAAUCUUGGUUGCUUGAAAGAACCCAUGUAGCCACCGUGGCAUUUGUUUGUCAAGCCCAAUCUUAGUAUUGGUCUCCCACUCAAAAUAAAGCACACUUUAUGAUCCCCAUCGAGACAAUAACUUCUGUUUUUAAAAAAGCUGGAGUUUCCAUUGAAUGACUGAAAGUGUCACACAGGAGUUUGUAUGAUUUGAGAGCAAAAGUAUGCUAUUCAGCCUGGUUUGCUAUUCAAUAACUUAAUGGCUGAACUGAUUGCAACUUCAAAUCUACAUUCCUGCCUAUCACUGACCAUUCAUCUCCUUGUCUAACAAGAAUCAAUUGAAAAUAUUCAAGGACUCUUGUUACCACUGCAUUUUCAGAAGUGCGAAAAACUUCAAACUCCUGAGAGAAAAUGUUUUGUCCCAUCUCUGUUUUAAAUAUACAAUUCCUGAUCUUUUGAAGAGUGAUCCUAAAUUCCAGAUUCUCCCAAAAGAGGAAACAUCAUCUCAGCUUCUACCCUGACAAGACCCCUUAGCAUUUUGUGUUUCAGACGAUUCUAAAUCCCAGCAAGUAGAACUUAGCCUGUCAACCUUUUCUCAUCUUGUGUCGUCAGCAAAUUUGGCGACUGUACCCUCCAUCCUUUUAUCCAAGUUAAUUAAUAAAUUGUAAACAAUUGAGGUCUCCAAUCGCUGUGGCACACACUCCUUACAGACAGUCCCCAAGUUGUGAAUGGGUUCCAUUUUGGAGUCCAUUUGCAAGUUGAUUUGUUCGCAAGUCAGAAGACAAUAUAAAGGAGUCGUUUGUAAGUACAAGAAAUGUUUGCAUGUCAAGUAUUUAAAUUUAUAUUGUUGUAUGAGAUGAUAUUUGUAAUUGUGAACAUUCAAAUGUAAGGUCUUUUUAAAUCAGUUACCUUUUGUAUAUCUUACUGACCUCAAAAAGAUGUCCUGUUAUUCAGGUAAUCUUUCAUUUGUGUAAAUGUACUGUCUCCUACAGAAUGAACUUUUAUUUUGAACAUAAUCUUUGAUGUGCUACUAUAUCAAAAGCCUUCUGGAAUCAAAGUGCAAUACAGCCACUAGUUCAGCUUUAUCCACAGCUUGCUUACCUCCUCAAACAACUCCAAUGGACUGAUCAAAUGUCAUAUUCGUUCACAAAUUAUUGUUGACUCUGCCUCAACUUAUCCAAGUGACCUUCUUUCAUAACAGCUUCUAACAAAUCUCCUAUUGUAAAUGUUAAGCUACUAGCUUGCUGUUUAAUGUUUCAUCUUCUCUUCUGGAUAAAGUUGUUACUUUAGCUUUUACUAAAUUUUAAAAUUUAUUGUGGGAAUCUUAAAAGCAACAUUAUUUUUGUAGGCUGCUUAUGUUCUAAUCAACUGAAAAUAAAUUCUUCCUUUAAUUUUUAAUAAGGCUUAAUUUCUCUUGCUAUGGUUAUCUGCUGUUGUCAUGUAGUAGAUAUGUCAUUUGCCUGGAGCCAGUCCAAAGUUUGUUCUCAGCUCCUGAUGGCUUGUUUCCGUUCCAAGCCAAGUAACUGCUCAUCCUAGAACUGGCUUUCUCUUUGGGCCUUUUAUAAAUGGAGAUUCCUCCACUGUAGCUCAAGUUAGGUGACUUUUUCAGCCUCCUUUUAAAUUGUCAGGAGCUCAGUCUCUCCUUUCUGAAUGUGGGCUCCAAUUUGCAUGGUGAACAAUAAAGUCAGUAUUUUCUGUAUUUCAGGUUCAGGACUAGCUGGUAUUGCUGCCUCCUGUUUGUCUGUCAGAUGUUUAAAUGCUGACUUGUGUCUGACAGUUUCAGGGCUAUUUUAGAAAACUGCAACUCGAUCCUUCCAUCACUUUCUACUAAUAUUUCCUUUCUGGAAGUUCCAUCUCUAUGGCACAAGUAUGAUGGACCUUGUGUCUACGUAGAAAUGUGGAUUAGCUGUUUUCUAAACUGUUGGAGAAAAAGCAAAUAAUGUCAAACAUUAUUUCACUUUUGCACUUCUUAUGACAUUUGCAAGACUACAAAUUCAGGGGAAAAUCAACAUUUUUAUACUGCAUGAAAAGAGAGUAUUGCUGCCAAGGAGAAUGCAUCCAUUAAUAUUAAUUAGAUUUUUAUAAAGCAGGUAGGCUUUGGUCAGGGCAUUGUCUUGAGAAAUUAACCAGCCCAUGGCUGUCACAUAUUUUUUUUCAAGUGGAAAAAGAAAAGUGCUUGUAUAUGUUAUUUCUGUCCUUUAAGAACAGCAUCCCGUGCAUGCAAAUAUGCUUUGCUGCGAGCCUGAAUGAUAAUGCUAAAUUGAUUGUCACCAUAAUUCCUUGCACAUUCCCAGUUAUCCAAUAAACUUUACUCAAUUGCCGAAUCACAUCUAAUGUUAGACAUCAUUGUGAAUGUUGCUAGUAUGGUCUGGUUGGGUGCAUAAGUAGACGCUCAUUAUGAACAGCUAAAGGGUAUAUUAUUUGAUGUGAUCUGCUAGUCUUUGGAACGUAUGGCCUACAUACCAUCACAUUGGCACUGAAACCAUAUUACCAUAGUUUUGUGAAGGGCAAAAUGUCUCUUUGACCUGACAGCAGCGCCCAGAUAGUGACAACCAUCACUUGUGUUGCUGCUGCUGAGUAUUAGAGUAAAACAACUAGCUUCAUCUGUUAAUCAAACAUUUGAAAUACCCUGCUCUUCCAGGGUAACCUGAUAGAUGUUUCAGGAUGAGAAGUGACUGCCUUAAGGCCUUUUCAUGAGUUUGUGCAAUAUAUAAUAAGAAGUGAUGUGACCAGGGUGGCUGUUAUACCACAGGAUGAUUUUGAUGUGCCUUGUUUCCGAAUCAAGUUUGCACAGUGAAAAAAUGGCUUGUGGCCCUAUUUAUGAGGUUACUCAAAAGAUCACUUUUAUAGUGCAUGAAAUUGUAGGAAUCUGAACUUGUGUACUGAGUAAUGAUGAUAGUUUCCAAUAACAGUUGUACAAAACAACCUGAUUGAUUUCUCAAUGAGGACAUUGAGGAAAGUGAGCUGAUUUAACUGUUUCAUUUUAAAUGUGAAUUUGAGCACAGGAUGCCAUGCAUUAAGAUCUUUCAGAAAUUUUUCUCUGCAGCUCUGGAUUUAGGGAUGGAAAACAUUGUCAUCAACAUGUUGGAAAUGUUCAAGGGAUAGGAGGCUCAUUGUCAUCCAAUUAAAGAUACAUUUCUCAUGGAACCCAAUGAAGAUGUUUGUGAGCAUUGGGUUUCAUAAAGAUUCCAUGGCAACACCAUUUAUGUGACCAUACACGGUGUCAUAGAAACUGAGCCCAGCUGCACAGGUUGAUGAGUUCAUAAUUUGUACAAAUAUUGAUUCAUGUAAUGGUGGCAAGUCUGGAUUGUCAUGAUACAGUGCUGUAGUGCAGAUGUCAAUAGCUUCUUUGAGUACAUAGAUACCGUAAUAGUAUUCACUUGCAAGUCCCGUAUGAUCUUUGUAAAUGUGAAAGAAUUUUUUUUUGUUGUUGUAGGCACGGGCAACUUGCUGUUUGUCUAAACAUGGUCCUGAUUCCUAUUUUUUUAAAAAGCACACUACUUAAUCCACUCAACAUGGCACAGAACCAGCACAAUGCUCCCAAUUCUUGAGGAAAAUGGAAUAACUCACAUAAUAUGUGUACGGCAGGAUAUUGAGGCAAACUUCAUCAAGGCAAAUUUCCAAGAGAAAUUUAGGUAUUUGGUUUUGGAUAUUGCUGAUAAUCCAGUGGAGAAUAUAAUACGAUAUUUCCCUGUGGUGCCACAGAAGAAUGUGAAAGCAUUGGAGAGAAUGCAGAAGAGGUUUGCAAGAAUUGUUCUGGGGACAAAAGAAUUCAUUGAUGGAUGCUUGGAAAAUGGAGGAAAGGUUCUUUUACAUGGAAAUGCAGGUAUUUCUCGAAGUGCAGCCUUGGUGAUAGCAUAUAUAAUGGAAACAUUUGGUGUUAAGUAUAGGGAUGCAUUUACAUAUGUUCAGGAAAGGAGAUUUUGUAUUAAUCCAAAUGCUGGAUUUGUCCAUCAGCUGCAGGAGUAUGAAGCCAUUUAUUUAGCAAAAUUGACAAUAAAGAUGAUGUCACCACUUCAACUGGGCAGAUCAGUUUCUGCACAAGUUGUUCUCAGGAUGUGGGCGACAUUGGAAAGGCCUCAUUUAUCACCCAUCCCUUGUUGCCCUGAGAAGGUGAUGGGCCUUCUCCUUUAACCGCUGCAGUCCUUCUGGUGAUGGUGUUCCCUCAAUGGUGUUAGGAACCUUAAAAAGAAUGCUGGAAGAUGAUGAUGAUAUUUCGAGUAUGCAGGUGGCUGCAGUCCAUGAUGGGUAACCCAUAACUACCCUAUUAAAUAUAAUGGACAUGAUUACUGUACUGUAUUAAACAGUGAAUAAAGGAUGAGAAGUGUUAUGGGAUGUUUAAGAUUAUGAAUACUAAAAACUUACAUGGCAAAAGUUACUUUCUUUCCAUUUCUGAAUUUGUCUUGCUACUUCGGAGGAAGUAUGCUAAAAUGGAGAACUUGCCCUUUCAUAUGAGAACAACCUGGAGCACUAGAAUCUCUUAUGAAAAUAUUAAAAUAACCAGGAACAGCACAACACAUUUUUGAUGGAUUUUCAAGUCUUCAUAUGCUAAUUAUUUUACAUUUUUACCAAUUGCAGUUUUGACAGUUAAUAAGUAUGCAUGUGCUAGGACAUGGAUGCACUUUUGAUACUUGAAUUUUGAUUGUAUGAGAGUUUGAUAGGGAAAUAAUGCACUGUGUGCUUGAUGUCAGACCCAUACAUGCAAUUUGUUACAAAGUGUUAAUCUUUGAGUGUAAUUUAUUAAAACUUU